Messenger RNA from Chiloscyllium plagiosum (whitespotted bambooshark), 2940 nucleotides. Lineage: Eukaryota; Metazoa; Chordata; Chondrichthyes; Orectolobiformes; Hemiscylliidae. The record is from RefSeq and is a predicted model, not a curated record.
AGCCAUGAUUGAAUGGCGGAGUGGACUCGAUGGGCCAAAUGGCCUUUCUUCCACUCCUAUGUCUUAUGGCCUUACGUUGUCCUCACUGAGGGACAGCCUGCAAGGCUAAGCUGAGGCUCACAGGCCAUCAGUGAACCCGCAGCCUACACUGAGACCUCACAGAGUCCAGCCAUCAAAAAGUGAGGAACUUGAUCGUGAACCUCAUUGAGAUGGUCUCCGAGCAACCCGUCACCUAGCAACCACCUUCCCCAGUCCUCUCCGAGGGCCGCCUGGCUCCGCGAAGUCGGGGUCAGAGGUCAGAGUCGACGAGUGAUCACCGGAGGGGGUUUUGUCGGUUUCUCUGGAGUAAACACAUUGAGAACAAGCAGCUUUUCAGAAGAACUGGAAACAUUUGGAUCAUGGAUUAUUACAGCCUUUGCACUUCUUAAGCAUUUGUGGUGUUUGACUUGGUCUGCUAUUGCUUUCUCCUUUUGAGUCUUAAUACAAGUUCAAAUCCACCAAAUCUUUUGGGAAAAUGGAGAGUCCUUCCUAUAUUAAGGAAUGUUACAAUCACUGUCAAGCAAUUCUUCAGAAACUUUACGAACAGCGAGCUAUAGGUUUAUUUUGUGAUAUUGCAGUUGUUGUGGAGGGAAAGACUUUUCAUGCUCAUAAAAACAUCUUGUCUGCAUGCAGCAGCUAUUUCUAUACAACCCUGAGCAAGAAUAACCAGGAAUGCACAGUUGUGCUAGAUACAGUGAGCCUGGAGGGUUUUAGCCAUUUGUUAGAAUAUUUUUAUACUUCUAAGGUCCCAGGUUGUCACAUGAAUGACUUCCUUUCAGCUGCUCAGAGUUUGAAUGUUUGUGUACCAGUAAAGCUUCACGUGGAGAAUAGUGGAAUUAAUGGUAAUGGCCAAAUAUCAGACAAAGAGAUCUGUAAAUUAAGGAAUGUUCUUGUAAGAAACCAAGAAGUGGAAGACCUAGAACUCCUUAAGAGAGUGAAGGAAGAUAAUUCUGUGUGGGCGGCAAGUCCAUCUUGCAAAACUGAAUUGAACAAUGAAUCAAUUGUUAACAAAAAGGUUCACAGAUCAUGCUUGGCUGAAAUCAAAACUCGAUUGCAGACUGCCAGAUUAGCUAGAACAAUUGUUUCUAGCAGAAAACCCAGAUGUCUAAAGACCAGCCUAACUCGUGUGAAUGGGAGAGAAGGGAAUCAAGAUAUUAUUGCCAAAUCGGAAAAUUGUAAGGUUCCAUGUCAGUGGACAAAAGUGAGCUUAAGUGGAUCCCAGAGAGCGGCUGGACCUGAAAUACUAAAUAUUGCUGUGGGGGAGAGAGACUCAAAGAAUGGUAUACAUGAUAGUGUCAAAAAUAGCACCAGUGUUUUGCCAUCUUUGAAUAUGGAAUCUUCACUACUGACACAUUGUGGGAGGCCAAAACGAUCAAAGGGGAAACCACAGAAGGAUUCUAUAUUAAUAACCAAGAACCUUUCAGGAGAUGGCGAUGACAUUCUGGAAAGGAAACAACUGAGAUGUGAAGGUUGUAAGAAGCUGCUGCCAUAUACACUCUACCGCUCCCAUCAGGUUUCUGCUGGUGAGGAGUUGUUCAGGUGUGACAUGUGUGAGAAAUUGUUCAGUUACAGGUGAGUUACUGCUUCUACAGAACUCUGGGUUAUCUCAGUUCAUCAAGUAAGGAGAAUUUUGUUGUGCAGCCAGUUAGUAUUUUUUUAAUACAUGCUAGAAUGUGGUUAGUACUGGUAUUUUUUGCCAGAAUGAUGGUGGACCAUUACCUUGAAACAGUUUGUUCUAACUGAAUAACGUUUUAAAUGAUUCUUAAUUAUCUAUGAUAUUGGCGUGGGGCUGGAGUCGCAUGCAGAACAACCUAGCUGAGGAUGCCAGGUUUCCUUCCCAAAAGGAUAUCAGUGAAAUAUUUGGAUUUUCAUAACAGUAUGACAUGUUCUGUGUCACUUUUACAGUUUCAGAUUUUUGAAACAAGUAACAAAAUUUAGCUUCUCCGACUGAUGGCUACGAUGGGAUCUGAACUCAUGUUCUCUGAAUGUUGGUUCAAUAACAUAAUCAGUACCAUUAUUGUGGUGAUGCCUUUAGUUAUUUUAGUGUACCCUCAUUUUCCUGUUUAAUUCUGGAUUUUGGUGCUGUCCUUAGUCAACCCUGUGUUGCUUAUAGAAAAGAAGAAUGUAAUAUUGGCCCAGGGUUAUGUGCAUGCACAUACAAACACACAAGUACAGCAAUGUGUUUCUCCUACAACUUCCAGUUUCAAUCCUUCCAGUUAGGUUUGCAUCCACCUUGCAGCACUAAAAUGGCCCUAAACAAAGUUAUGGAUGAGAUCCAUGUAAAAGUACUACUUUACAUUGCCUCAUAGUUUCUUUGUGGUUUUUACACAGUUAGCUUCAUAAUUCUCCAAUAGCUUUCUUUUAUUGUUCAACUUGAUUAGGUUGUCUUUCACUUGUUUAACAGAGGUUCUCCAGCAAUGGCUUCUGUUCCCUUACCUGCACUGUCAUCCUGGGUUUACAUCUCCUUAUCCUUAUCCAUAUCUAUAUCCUAUCUCAUCGUAACAUUAGAUUGUACGAUUCCAUAUGUAUGUUGAUAACAUCAAAUUCUAUUUCACCACUACUUCUCUCAAUCACUUCACUGUCUGUGUUCUCAACUGCUUACCUGACCUGAUUCUUGGAAAAGCUGCAGUAACCUCCAGCUAAGUGGUGGAAAUACCAAAGCCAACACCGACAGCCCUGGCCACUAUCUCAAGCUGAAUCAGACUGUUUGAAAUCUCAAUGUCCUGUUGUAGCUCCAGCUAAGCUUCUAACACCAUAUUCUUUCCAUCAAAGAGAUUAUUUACUUUCAUCUCUGUGCCAUCAUCCAGCUAGGACCCUGCCUUUGAAAACCACAUCAAUAUCUGUUCCAUCUUCUGACUUGACUAUUGGAUGAGCAUCUGAAGAUGCUAUCCAUGGACAGAU